Spinacia oleracea (spinach) is the source of this 1518-nucleotide messenger RNA. Its product is annotated as protein FAR1-RELATED SEQUENCE 5-like. The coding region runs from base 1 to 1518 and encodes 505 amino acids. The record is from RefSeq and is a predicted model, not a curated record. The transcript has 4 exons. Lineage: Eukaryota; Viridiplantae; Streptophyta; Magnoliopsida; Caryophyllales; Amaranthaceae.
AUGGGAUACACUGCCGAAACAGUGGAGGAACUUCUAGGUUUCUACGAAAAACAUGCUAGUGAGGUUGGGUUUUCCAUAAGGAAAGGAAACACGAGAUUCAAAGUUGGGACAAGAAUCGUGCUUGAAAAGACAUAUGUUUGUUCAGCAGCAGGAGUAACAAGCAAUGAAAAGAACAAAAAGAAAAAAGUGCAAACAGUUGUUCCUGUAGUGCCCAAAAAAGAGAGAAAACCAAGGCAAGUUUCGAUCACGAGAACUCAAUGUAGGGCUUGCUUGAGAGUGAAAAUGAAUUCUGAAGGCAGAUAUGAGGUUGUUAAUCACGUGAUAAUGCACAACCAUGAUUUAACUAGAAGUCAAUGGCACUACUUGCAUAGAUCUGAAAGGCAAAUAACGGAAGAGAAGAGGGAGGCAAUUGAAACUAUGCAAAAAUCUGCUGGAGGUGAAGAAAAUUUAGGACACUCGAAGAAAGACCAUCUAAAUUACUGCACGAGGUUAAAAAUGAAGCAAAUAGAAGGAGGUGAUGCACAAGCAGUAACUGACAUAAUGUAUUUAGAGGUUGAAGGUGACCCAAACUUCUUUUUUAGAUUUAGAUUGGAUGAAAAAGGCAAAUUGAGGAGUUUGUUUUGGAGGGACUCUAUGAUGAUGGAAGACUAUGGAAUUUUUGGAGAUAUAGUGGUUUUUGACACAACCUAUAGAACAAACAGGUAUAACCUAAUUUGUGCUCCAAUAGUUGGAAUAAACAACCACUGGAACAAUUGCAUGUUUGGUUGUGCAUUCAUAGGAGAUGAAAAGAUUGAGUCGUUUGUGUGGCUUCUACAAACUUUCAAAAAGUCAAUGGGAGGAAAAAGUCCAAUAUCAAUCUUUACAGAUCAAGAUGCAGCAAUGAAUAAUGCCAUCAAUCAGGUCUUUCCAGAUUCAAGACACAGAUUAUGUGUAUGGCAUUUGCAUCAGAAUGCUAUUACCAGAUUUGGGGCAUUGAAACGAGAUCCAACUUUUAAGAAGACAUUCAACUAUUGCUUGUAUAAGUGUGUCACAGUAGUUGAAUUUCAAACCAAUUGGAGAUCAAUGCUGCAACAAUAUGAGCUGAUAGGGGAAGAGUGGUUUACAAAUGUAUACGAUUUGAGAGAAAAAUGGUGCCCUGCGCUAAGCAAAGACUUCUUUUCAGCUGGAAUUUUGUCUUCACAACCAAGUGAAAGCACUAAUCACGCCAUCGGAUUUAGAGAAAACAGAACAACAAGUUUAACUGAUUUCUAUAGAUUGUUCAAAGGUACACUACAGCGUUGGAGAAGUACAGAAAAGCAUGCUGAAUUCUCUUGUAGUAAAUCGGUUCCAUCCUCGGCUUUACCACUAUCUGGAUUGCUGAAACAUGCAUCAGAAGUUUACACGUUAUCACUAUUCAGAGACUUUGAGGAGGAAUUUGGAUAUUCAAUUGCAACAACAGCAAAAUUAAUUUGGAAACAAGAAAAUAUUGAGUUCUAUGCUGUGUCCAUGAUGAAGAACCUUGGUCUGCACAGAGAGUAA